This is a messenger RNA of Panicum virgatum (switchgrass), 342 nucleotides long. RefSeq lists its product as uncharacterized. Bases 1 to 342 code for a protein of 113 amino acids. The record is from RefSeq and is a predicted model, not a curated record. Lineage: Eukaryota; Viridiplantae; Streptophyta; Magnoliopsida; Poales; Poaceae. The transcript has a single exon.
AUGGUUUCGCACGGUCGCGCCGAAGCUGCCGGUGCCAGAGCGCCGAGAUCCGCCGCCGCUCCCGGCAACAGCAAGAAGCUGACGUGCCUCUGCUCGCCGACGAACCAUCCGGGGUCCUUCCGCUGCAGCCGCCACCGGAACGGCCCGCGCGGGUCGGCGGCGCCCAUCGGCGGCGAGGCGGGUCCAAGUCCAAGGGUCCGGGCGGCGAUGGGUGGGCGGUCCGUGCGCGCGCUGCUGCUGCAGAGGAUCAGCUGCCCGUCCGACCGCGACCGGCAGCGCCAGCGCCGGCGGAGCGGGGACUUCCAGCCGCGCCCCUCCCGGCUGCGCCUCAUGAACAUGUGA